AUGAACAACGUCGAUUUACUCCAAACCGAACCUGGUUGCAGUACAACAACAUGCUCCAGCUUUCGUGUCCGCGACUUAGCUCGACGCUUCGAACCAGCUUCAUCACAAUAUGAUAAGCCUCGCCCUGUGCCAACGAAAAGAAUUGGAAAAUUCCGAAUGAGUGAAAGUGCUCUAACAUAUAAAUCAAGUCAAGCACCAGUUCGUGUUGGAAUCGUACGGAAGAAGAGCUCACUAAAGCGACGUUCAUCCAGUACUCAAGAUCUGAAUUUAAUACGACGAGAUUGUUCAUUAAAGAAGAGUAACAGUUCCAAUUUUCCGCAAUCUACCGCGUGCGAGUCAUCAAACAACAAUUCGGUUAUUGAAAAGUCAUACGUUCGACCAUCACGAUUGUCGGUCGAAGUAGAGAAAAGGCCAACUCCUCUUCCUACACCGCGUUUGCGAGGAGUUAAACCACAGCCACCGGCCAAGCCGGCUCGUCUACUCUCAUCGCCACAACCAGCAUCUUCGUGUUCAACAACAAGCGAGCUAACACAGGAACUUCAAACCGUAUCAUCAGACGACAGACAGCCACCAGUGCAACCGGACAGUUCCGGUUCCGUGAAUAUUAUGUUGACGGUUCCCUCUAAGACAACAUCAUUGAACAGACCCAGAUGUCCUCCACCUGCUCCGCCGAAACCACCUUCACGUGAGCGCCUACAACGUAUUCCAAGCUAUCGAGCUCCAGGCACUGUCCAUCAGAUGGCAACAUCAACUCCAAAAGCUCGACCAUUGCCCAAGUUAUCGAAUUCAUCAGAUGACGAGAAUUAUCAGCAAAUGCCACAUAUUGUACCGACCAUACCACCAAAGAAGCCAGUUCGCUUUGAACAGCGUCGUCAAACGAAAGACAUCCCUCGCGUUCCUUCUAUUUCUCCUCCCAAGACGCCAAGUCACGAGUACAGCGACGAUUCUCAAUGUUAUGAAGAAAUUGGAACAGAAGAAUUUGCUAAGCAGAAUCAGCUUUUGAUGGAGCCAUCAACAUCGACAACGUCACGCUCUCUCUCAUCAUCUGGCUAUUCUGUAAAUACGGAUGCAAAUUCAUCAUCCAAUUACAAUUAUGUAACGAACAUUGUAUGUGAAGACAGUUCAAGCCCCAAAAAGUCUCGACGACCUGUAAGUACGAUCGAAUUUGACAAACUAAUCAAGUUCAAAAGUGACAUUCAACUGAAUUUAUCCAAAAAGAUGGACCAGUUGCGUCAGAAAGUGGGAGAUAGACGUCCAAGACACAGCAAUAAAUCUCGAUUACCUUCUGAAGACAAUGUCAUGACGUCUUCAGCACAUCAUGACCCAUCUUAUCAAACAACAGACGAUGAUCGCUACAUCUAUGGAGAUGAUUGGAGCAGCGAUGAAGACGAAGUUUUCGAUGAUCAGCGCUCUUCAAUGUAUAAAGAAAUAGAGGAACAUCUGAAUAAAACGUUUCCUAAUACAAUGAAUAACGAAGGUAUUUAUGCUACUGCUGAACCAUUGACAAGACCUGAUGAGCUACCCAUUGAGAAGAUGUCUUUAGAAGAUCAUCAUGAUGCACUGGACGAUUCAUCUCCUGAAUAUAGCUAUGGACAACAAUAUACAAGUCGCUUACCAAUUGAACCACCUCUCUAUCAGUUGUAUAUGCUGGGAGAACAGGAAAAGUUGGUUGAUGAUGCUAUAUUACCCGAACCAUCAGUAGUUGUGGAUCGAGCCACCAUUGAAGUUGGGGAAGCUCCCAUGAAGAGUCGUAGAGAAUCAUCCGUGUCAUCUGACAGUGGACGUGGAGCUGACUGCAGUACAUCUGCUUCAGCCUUAACUUCAAACACUUCUAUGAGAAGAGAGCGACUCGUCGCUGGAAGUCAUUUUGGCAGUCAAAGAAGCUUAUGGUGUGAAUUGGCUGAAGUCAAAUCGGCUGGUCUCCUGGAAACUUUGGAUGAAGACACAAAACUGCUCCAAGAAGCAUACUUCGAAGUAAUAACUUCGGAAGCCAGUUAUCUUCGUUCUCUUAACAUCCUCAUUACCCACUUUAUGGCCAGUCAAGAAAUGCUUGGUUCAAAGAGUCCAUCUUCAGUCAUUUCAAAUGCUGACAGGAAACAUCUCUUCAGUAACAUCUUCGCUGUUCGUGAUUGUAGUGAAAAACUGCUAUGUGAUUUGGAAACGAGACUCGAGGAAAAUUUAGUUCUCGAUGACAUUUGUGAUAUUUUAGUCGAACAUUUCGAAAAACAUUUCGAUGUGUAUAUUAAGUAUUGCUCGAAUCAGGUGUAUCAGGAUAGAACUUUACGUCGUCUCAAAACUGAAAAUCAUGGCUUCCUCACUUCUGUAUCUCGUUUAGAAGCUGAUCGUCAAUGCCAAGGUUUAGAUAUGAGAUCAUUCCUCAUGUUGCCGAUGCAAAGGAUAACAAGGUAUCCCUUGUUACUCUAUGCCAUCAUCGAUCGUGUCAAUACGGAAGCUGAUAGAUACAAAACUGUUUCGAAAGGCUUACUACUCGCUAAUAAGGUUGUUCGAGAAUGUAAUGAAGGUGCACGUCGUAUGGAACGCACUGAACAACUUCUAGAAGUCGAUAAACGACUCGUUUACAAAGACCCCGAUCUCAAACGAAUCCCUCUUGUAUCUAAUAGUCGUCAUUUGGUGAAGCGUGGUACGCUGACUCAAUUGGUUGAACGUCGAACGAAAGGCCUCCUACAAGGAAGGCAAAAAGCUCGAAGUAUUCACGUGUUUCUGUUUUCUGAUAUAAUAAUGAUAACCAAGAAAAAAAUAAAUGGAACUUAUGUUUGUAAAGACUAUGCCAGCAGGCCGUAUGUUGAUAUAGAACCUAUAGAGCCUGAUAAUCCAAGAAUACCUCCUGGCGUCAUUUCGUCAUUAGCUACCCGACCUCAUCUUUUCCUCUGCGUUCUAAUGAGGAAUGCACGAGGAAAACAAACUGAGCUUCUCCUCAAUGCUGAAUCAGAAACUGACCGGGAACGAUGGCUUUCUGCUAUAAGACCACCUACGUCAUCCAACCCCGAAGAGAAGGUGUAUCCAGAGUGGGAUUGCCCUCAAUGCAUCGUAGUUCAUCCAUAUGCCAAAUCUCAGGACGAUGAGUUGAAUCUUCAAGUCGGCGAUAUGAUCAAUAUUCUUCGCAAAAUGCCUGACGGAUGGUACUACGGAGAAAGAUGUCGAGACAACGUGGGAGGAUGGUUCCCCUCAUCAUAUAUUCAACAAGUACUCAAUGACCAUGUACGGGCAAACAACUAUAGACACAGACUCCGACUUAUACAGGCAGCGUCUGGCAUUACGAGGGGCAAUGUGGGGAGGGGAACGUCUCCGUUCAUGGAUCGACUAAGACGUAUGAGCAAUCCCCGUCAACUGUUUCAAGCUGGCAUAGGUUUAUAG
Molecule: messenger RNA, 3375 nt
Organism: Auanema sp. JU1783
Lineage: Eukaryota; Metazoa; Nematoda; Chromadorea; Rhabditida; Rhabditidae
Source: the annotation of a GenBank genome assembly